This is a messenger RNA of Camellia sinensis, 1847 nucleotides long. RefSeq names its product adenylosuccinate synthetase, chloroplastic. Gene Ontology annotation, molecular function: GTP binding; adenylosuccinate synthase activity. Gene Ontology annotation, cellular component: cytoplasm. NCBI's taxonomy places the organism in Eukaryota, Viridiplantae, Streptophyta, Magnoliopsida, Ericales, Theaceae. The record is from RefSeq and is a predicted model, not a curated record. Gene Ontology annotation, biological process: 'de novo' AMP biosynthetic process; IMP metabolic process.
AAACCCUAGCUCUCUCAUCCCUCUCUCUACGAUGAACCUCUCAUCACUGACACUCGAAUCAAACCCUAUCACAGCUCAACAGAGGAGCUUCUAUGGAAGAAUCAUCCGAACCUGUGCUGGGUCUCACCUUCUUCAUCUUCACCAUCGCAAGGACGCGGUGUUCUCUGUGAAGUCUGUUGCUUCUUCUCCUUCUUCUUCAUCGCCAUCUGCUGUGGCUGCUGAGCAGGCGAGUCAGGGGCUGAGUCGAAUCGGAUCGCUGAGUCAGGUCUCGGGCGUGUUGGGUUGUCAGUGGGGUGAUGAAGGUAAAGGCAAACUCGUCGAUAUCUUGGCCAAGCACUUCGACAUUGUCGCUCGUUGUCAGGGUGGAGCCAAUGCUGGACACACUAUUUACAAUGCAGAUGGGAAGAAGUUUGCCCUUCAUCUUGUUCCUUCGGGUAUUCUUAAUGAGGAAACUGUGUGUGUGAUUGGUAAUGGGGUUGUAGUGCAUUUACCAGGGUUGUUUGAAGAAAUUGAUGGCCUUGAAUCUAAUGGGGUCUCCUGCAAAGGUAGGAUAUUGGUAUCUGAUCGUGCUCACUUGUUAUUUGAUUUUCAUCAAGUAGUAGAUGGCCUUAGAGAGGCCGAGCUAGCUAAUUCCUUUAUUGGCACUACCAAGAGAGGCAUUGGACCAUGUUACUCCAGCAAAGGUAUUCGCAAUGGCAUUAGAAUAUGUGACCUUAGGCAUAUGGACACUUUACCUCAGAAGCUUGAUCUGUUAUUGUCAGAUGCAGCUUUAAGAUUCCAAGGUUUUAAGUAUAGUUCAGACAUGCUCAAAGAAGAAGUUGAAAAAUACAAGAGAUUUGCUGAGAGGUUGGAACCCUUCAUUGCUGACACUGUGCAUGUCGUGAAUGAAUCCAUUGCACAAAAGAAGAAGAUUUUAGUAGAAGGUAGUCAGGCAACCAUGCUGGAUAUUGACUUUGGAACCUAUCCAUUUGUAACUUUCUCUAGCCCAUCAGCUGGUGGAAUCUAUACUGGUCUUGGCAUUGCCCCUAGAAUUCUUGGUGACCUAGUUGGAGUGAUUAAAGCGUACACCACUAGAGUUGGUUCAGGUCCUUUCCCAACAGAAAUCUUGGGUAAAGGUGUUGACCUCCUUGGGUUUGCUGGGCUGGAGUUUGGCACGACUACUGGUCAUCCUCGUCGUUGUGGCUGGCUUGAUGUAGUUGCUUUAAAAUAUUGUUGUCAGAUUAAUGGCUUUUCUUCUCUAAAUCUCACUAAGCUUGAUGUCUUGUCGGAUCUUCCUGAAAUUCAGUUGGGGGUAUUGUAUAAACACGCCGAUGGUACACUAGUCAAAUCCUUCCCUGGUGAUCUUCGCGUUCUCGAGCAACUGAAGGUGGAAUAUGAAGUUUUAUUGGGGUGGCAAUGUGAUAUUUCGAAGGUGAGAAACUACUCUGAUCUUCCAAAGGCUGCACGGGAAUACGUGGAAAGGAUAGAAGAACUUGUUGGUAUUCCCAUCCAUUACAUAAGCGUCGGGCCUGGGCGUGAUGCUCUUAUAUACAAGUGAUAUUAUUUAUUAGGGUUUCUGUUCUUCUCAAUUGCUAGAAUGAAGCUUUUUAAUGCUGGAGGUGUAUGUCCCCUGUGAUUGGGAUUAAUUUUUGGACAAAGAGAUAAAUUUUUAGUUAGCGGACAUGCAUUCGUUGUAACAAAUAUUAAUUCUCAAUCUGGGCUACUUUGAUAGAGUUGUUGAAUUUGAAUAACUUUGCUGGGUAAUAAUAUAGGGCAUUUUGGUAUGAUACCAUGGCUUAGGCUCUGUUUGGUGCAGUUUGUAGGUUUUUUUUUUUUUUUUUUUGAACAGUAAAUCAGUCAAUUUUGGA